AUGGGAGAAAAAAGCGGAAAGUUGAGGGCAGGAAUAGCGGAGGCGGUGGCCAGCCUUAACGUCAUGCCACCUGAAAAUAUUGCUGCAACCACAACAGAUUUUUCUUUCCAAAAUAUGAGCAGUUUCAACGACACCUUCUUAUUUAACUGCACAGACCUUUUCAAUUGCACGUUUCAAAAUGGAACAAGAAACUUUACAACUGUCGAAGAAAUUGACUAUGAACCUCUUAGCGAUAUUAUUCUCAUGGGAAUCCUUUCCAUAGUUCUCGGUCUUAUGAUACUUAUAACAGUGAUUGGUAAUGCGGUUUUGCAAGCAAACAUUUCCACAUCGAGACCUGGAGCAUUCCCGUGGGCCGCAGCCAUGCCGCUGAGAAUCCGAGAGACAAAGGUUUACAUUUACACUUUCUAUUUUACGUUCAACAAUGCAAUAUCUCCGAUGGCGGAUUCGCAGGAACGCUUCAAUGGAUUCCUGCAGGGAAAUGCCUCAAUGUUAAUUAGGCUCACGCGGUUUAAUGGAUAUGUCUAUGGGUUUGAACGUCUUACUUCUUGCGGAUGCAAGGAAUUCAACGAGGUAAAUUUGGGUCUGGUUAAAGGAAAUAGAUAG
Messenger RNA from Brassicogethes aeneus, 603 nucleotides. The record is from the annotation of a GenBank genome assembly. NCBI's taxonomy places the organism in Eukaryota, Metazoa, Arthropoda, Insecta, Coleoptera, Nitidulidae.